GGAUCUACUCCAACAUGCUGGGCUUCCUGGGUGGAGUGUCUUGGGCCAUGCUGGUGGCCAGGACCUGCCAGCUCUACCCCAACGCCGUGGCCGCCACGCUGGUCCACAAGUUCUUCCUGGUGUUUUCCAAAUGGGAGUGGCCGAAUCCUGUGCUCUUGAAACAGCCCGAGGACAGUAAUCUGAAUUUACCUGUGUGGGAUCCCAGAGUAAACCCAUCCGACAGAUACCACCUGAUGCCCAUCAUCACCCCCGCCUACCCCCAGCAGAACUCCACGUACAACGUCUCCACGUCAACGCGCACCAUCAUGAGCGAGGAGUUCAAAUACGGCCUCAGCGUCACAGAUGAGAUUCUUCAGGGAAAGACAGAAUGGUCCAAACUCUUUGAGCCGCCCAACUUUUUCCAAAAGUACAAGCAUUACAUCGUUCUGACCGCCAGCGCUUCCACAGAAGAAAACCACUUAGAAUGGAUCGGCCUGGUGGAGUCAAAGAUCCGCGUUCUGGUGGGAAACCUGGAGAGGAAUGAGUACAUCACCCUGGCUCACGUCAACCCACAGUCCUUCCCCGGGUCCAAAGAGAACCGCAACGAGAACGACUUUGUGUGCAUGUGGUUCAUUGGGAUCAUCUUCAAGAAAGUGGAGAACGCGGAGAGUGUGAACAUUGACCUGACGUACGACAUCCAGUCCUUCACAGACACUGUGUACAGACAAGCCAACAACAUCAACAUGCUGAAGGACGGGAUGAAGAUCGAAGCGACACACGUGAAGAAGAAACAGCUCCAUCAGUACCUUCCUCCUGAGCUGGUGCAGAAGAAGAAGAGGAGCAUAGCGGAGUUGAACCGCAGCUCCAACGGGGGGAGCUCCAAGCGGCUCUCUCUGGACAGCAGUCACCUGGACAGCUCCAGAGACACGGACUCAGGGACUCCCUUUACCUCCCCAUCCAGCAAACCCACUAAGCCCGCGUCCGACACAGAGGACAGCAUCAGCCCUCCCAAGCAGAUUUUUACAGAGGGCUCCCCAGCAGCCAGCGCUACAGCAGCUACAGCAGCUACAGCAGCUACAGACCAGGGCAUGUCCAUCCCUGUCAUUGGCUCCAAUCCUGAAGAGCCCGUGGUCAAAGCCAAACCCGCCUCCCCGCCGGCCAGCAGCUCCGUCGCCAUGGGGCCGGCCGGCGACGCGCAGCCCAACGCCGCCUGCAGCCCCCGAGAGGAGCCCAACGGCCUGGAGGACCCGGUCAACGGCGCUCCUGCCAAGAGACCGCACUCGCCCACACAGGAGGACCUGGCCAAGAGGCACAAAGAGACGGAGGUGGUGUCAAAUGAUGACUCUGCAUUUAAAGAGCCAUUUCCACCGUCCUCUGACUCCUGCACACAUGGAGAAGAACCCAGUGCUACCCCACUGCCUGGAUCAAAGGCUAAGCCCAUUCCAACCAUCGAUACCUCAAGAACACAGAGACUUCCCAGCAUGGAGCUGCCAGACGCCUCCUCGCCUCUACCGGCCAGCAACAGCUGCCGCGUCGUGAAGAAUUCCAUUAAACUGGCCCUCAACCGCCACAACAUCACACCUCCCAAGCCCCCAGUGUUUGAGGGCACCGUCACCACCGACGCUCCUCCUGCCAGCGAAGAGAAGGGCAUGUCCAUCCCAGUCAUCGGCUCAAAACACGUGGCCUCCAAACAGGCGGCGCCCCCCGUCGGCAGCUCCAUCCCCACGUUGGUGAGCCGAGGGGCCGACCCGCUGAACGGAGCGACUGCCAAGAGAGCCCACUCCCCCUCUCUGGAGGAGCAGGCCAAAAGGCUGAAAGAAACAGAAAAGGCCAGAAUCCACAUAGCUUGAACACACAAACACAGACUCUGAUUUAUACAUGCGUAGAGUUGGGGGCUUCACAGUAACGUCAAAAACACCAGAGGAGACGACUUUGGGGCGGGGGGGUGGGGUGGGUGUUUCAGGUCGGUCUGUCUCAAGUGUGAAGCAGCAGGAUGGAUAACCUCACCCUCAAAUCUUUAGAGUACAGAUUUGCCAGUGGAUAGGUGAUGUUGUGAGGCGCUCUCUGUCACACUCGCAGCCAGAGGGCUUUGAACACAACAGUCACGGAGAUAUCCGACACCAGAACUAAUCGUUAUUUUUUUUUUACUCUUCUUCUCCCUCGGUGUUUAAAAGUGUACACAGUGCAGAUGGAAAAGGAGCUGUUCUGUUCUUUUCUUACCCCCAAAGUUAACAUGUUUUAAAACAGCCCAGAACAUUUAUCGACCCGCUUGCUACACAUACCUCUGUUGUACGCUGAUUUCUUUUUCUUCUCCCAAAUAGAAACCUGUACAGUAAAUGUUGAUGUACAUAACUUUUUUGUCUUAAAAAGAAGCAAAAGAUCACUGUAAAUCUUUUGACCAUUCUAUUGUAGUUUUAUCUAAAAAGGAAAAAAAAAAAAGUUUAAAAAAAUGUAAUUUUUUUUUGUUUUUGUUUUUCUCUCAUGCUUGUCCAAAAAAGGAAAAAAAGUUUCCAGCCCUGGAUAUUUUUUUGUAAAACACUGUAUAGGUUUGGAUACAGUUCGAAAGGAGGCUUUAUUGAGGGGGUUCGCUCGGAUGGACGGAAACCACAACCACGACUCUUUGGACCACCACGACCACCCAAAGUGGACUCCAGGUUGGUAUCGCACUUUGCGGUGCAUCGGUGAUCUGACACCAGUGCUUCUCAGGUACCGGUAAAAAGAUCACCCUUUACGGUAACGCUGAAGCUGUACGGUCACUGCAGGGAUUAGCACGGAACACAAAGUGGACCCUAUCGGUAACGGCCACGCUAAUCCCUUCUGUUCAGCGUGGCGUCGCUGUCACGAGUGUCCCGCCUACUUUAUGUCUCGGAUUAAAAGAAACGGUUGAGUUUUGCCGCUUGCUUUUCCUGGUGUGGUCGAGGCUCUCGAUGUCACGGUGGCGAGCGAGCGCCGGAUAGUUUAGACGGCUACAGCAAGAAAAUGUUCCGAUAUAAGUUGUGUACGUACCUGUGAUUGUGCGAUGCCUAAAGUGAAUUCUCUGGUUCAUUCGGAGGGCUAAACAAAAUAAAAUCUUUUGUUCUAGAUAC
Molecule: messenger RNA, 3065 nt
Organism: Anarrhichthys ocellatus (wolf-eel)
Lineage: Eukaryota; Metazoa; Chordata; Actinopteri; Perciformes; Anarhichadidae
Product: poly(A) polymerase gamma
Exons: 16
Coding region: 15-1829 (604 amino acids)
Biological process (GO): RNA 3'-end processing
Cellular component (GO): nucleus
Molecular function (GO): poly(A) RNA polymerase activity; RNA binding
Source: RefSeq, a predicted model, not a curated record